Molecule: messenger RNA, 699 nt
Organism: Phymastichus coffea
Lineage: Eukaryota; Metazoa; Arthropoda; Insecta; Hymenoptera; Eulophidae
Exons: 1
Coding region: 1-699 (232 amino acids)
Molecular function (GO): nucleic acid binding
Source: RefSeq, a predicted model, not a curated record
AUGAUUGCUGCAUUCAUCAAGAAUCACACUCGAUGGGAUGAGCUGAUUGACGAGCACGCGUUUGCUUCUAACACGGCCGUCCAUGAAGCUACACGCUCUGGCCCGGCUUUUCUUAACUACGGGCGACACCCAGAGCCGCCAAGUAAUGCUCGACGCACGGAGGAGCGCGCGGCUGUCGAACAGCUCGAGGCUGUCGCUCGAGCCGACUGGCACUCCCGCAUGAGCAAACUCGACGAUUUUCGAGCAAACGCGCUCGGAAACUCUAAGACUGCUCAAACCAGGCAGGAGAAGUACUAUAACCAGAAACAUCGCGACAUCGAUUAUGGUGUGGGCGAUAAAGUAUGGGCGAGAAAUCGCGUGCUCUCCUCCGCUGCCAAGGCCAUAGCUGCUAAGCUUUGUCCUAAAUACGCAGGGCCUUUUGUUGUAACGACUCGCCUCGGCAUGAACUCGUAUCAGCUCCAAACGGAAAAUGGGGUUGAUAUCGGAAAGGUGGCCGUAAGCGACUUAAAGCCUUGCUCCGAUGACGAGCAGUUUCCUAUAGAUGAGACAUUUGACGGAGGAGACGCCUCCGAGAGUGAAACCGAAAAGCUCUUGGAUGACCAGGCUGCUGAGCAGUCUAAGGCCAAUGAAUCAGCAGUGGCCCCUUCAUCUUCUCCAUCGGCGGACCACUUAAUUCAGCUUAAGAAGAGCCAGGCCUAG